Messenger RNA from Cydia strobilella, 1308 nucleotides. RefSeq names its product putative serine protease K12H4.7. The record is from RefSeq and is a predicted model, not a curated record. The coding region runs from base 1 to 1176 and encodes 391 amino acids. Gene Ontology annotation, molecular function: serine-type exopeptidase activity; dipeptidyl-peptidase activity. The transcript has 9 exons. Gene Ontology annotation, biological process: proteolysis. NCBI's taxonomy places the organism in Eukaryota, Metazoa, Arthropoda, Insecta, Lepidoptera, Tortricidae.
AUGUGGAACUUAAAGAUGAAGUUCAUAAGGGACACCAGCGUGGACGCCCUACGAUACUUGACCGUGGACCAGGCUUUAGGAGACAUUGCUCAGUUCAUUCAGCAUGUCAAGAGCGAUGCUUUCCAAAAUGGUCGCUACAGGAACGCAUCUGUUGGCUUAGUCGGCUGCUCCUACGCCGGCAGCAUGGCUACAUGGAUGAAACUGGGAUAUCCUCAUCUUAUAGAUGCCGCUUUUUCCGACAGUGGACCCCUGCACGCACAGGAAGACUUCCCAGAAUACCUAGAGGUGAUCACAGAAGCGAUGCGCAGCCAAGGCAGCGAAGCUUGUUUAACAACCAUCGAGCAAGCUGUCGAACGGAUCGUCGACCAACUCGGGACAGCCGCUGGCCCUGCUAAUAUCUCUAGUUUAUUCAACACAUGUUCCACUAUCCAGGCUACCCCCUUGGACAUGGCGACGUUUUUCUGGUUCGGCAUAACGGAAACUUUCGCGUAUUUGGUGCAAUACGCUAUUCCUGGAGAAAUACCUGAUGCUUGCGCUGUUUUAACUGACGCCUCUGUUGAUGACCCAGUCCAACGCCUAGCUAACUGGAUUACCAGCCAAUCUUGGACGCAACCCUGCAUCGAGACACGCUACUCCGUGAUAGUGGAGCAACACACGAACACCAGUUAUGAUGCCCCGCAGUCUGUCAUGCGACUCUGGACGUACCAGACCUGCGUGGAAUACGGCUGGUAUCAAACAACCACCAGCAACAAUCAACCGUUCCUCAACACUAUUCCUUUGGAGUACUUCCACCAGAUGUGCAAGGACUUCUUUUCUUCAAACUUUGAUGAGGAAUUCCUCGCCUCCGGCGUAUGGCGUACAAACGCCCUGUUCGCCGGGCGCCACCUGCCGGACGGCGUUGUGACCGUGGCCGGCGGACUGGACCCCUGGGCGCCGAUGGGGCCUAAUGUCACCCAUGCGACGGAGAUGGCGCCUGUUUACGUGGUGCCUACGGUUUCGCAUUGCCGGGCAGUACAAUCAACAGCAUCAAGUGAGACGGAAGAGCUCGCUCGCGCCAAGCGUGCUGUAUUGAGUCAUAUGCAAUACUACAUGACCGGGGAACGGUCAUCUGCUAGCACACCAUUCGCUGGUAUAGUCUGCUUAUGGCUCGUUGUUGCUGGAUUCUUACUCAACUAGCUUCAUUUCACUUCAAACCUUCAAGAGCGUACUCCCAUCAUAAAGGCCGGCAACGCACUUACAACCCCCUCUGGUGUUGCGGGUGUCCACGGGCGGCGGUAAUCGCUUACCAUCAGGUGAUUCGUCUGCUCG